Molecule: messenger RNA, 3638 nt
Organism: Corylus avellana
Lineage: Eukaryota; Viridiplantae; Streptophyta; Magnoliopsida; Fagales; Betulaceae
Source: RefSeq, a predicted model, not a curated record
UGAGCUUGUGGAGAUCGUGCACUGUAAAAAUACCGAAGGCCACACUCUUUUACCCAUAUUUUAUCACGUGGACCCUUCAGAUGUUCGAAACCAGACUGGAACUUUUGCGGAAGCAUGAAGAGCAGUUUCAAACUGACAUGGAGAGGGUGCAAAGGUGGAAGGAAGCUCUUACUGAUGCUGCUAAUUGUUCCGGCUGGGAUCUCAAAUGCAUUGCUAAUGGGUAUGAAUCAAGAUUCAUCAGAGAGUAUAUUAUUGAAGAAAUUUUGUAUAAAGUAAACCCCAGUCGCUUGAAUGUUGCCAAAUACCCAAUAGGAAUGGAGUCUCGUGUUCAGGAUAUAAAAGAUUUAUUAAAUCUUGGAACAAGUGAUGUUUGCAUUGCGGGCAUUUACGGAAUGGGUGGUAUCGGAAAAACUACCCUAGCAAAAGCUGUUUAUAAUGAAAUAUGUAUUGCAUUCGAAGGAAGCAGUUUUCUUUCAAACUUUAAAGAAAGCUCAGAAAAGUCUGAUGGCUUACUUCAUUUACAAGAGCAACUUCUUAGUGAUAUCUUGAAAACAAAUUUGAAGAUGGAUAAUGUUGAAAGAGGAAUUAGUAUAAUUGAGGAAAGGAUUCGUGGAAAAAAAGUUCUUGUUAUUGUUGAUGAUGUGGAUGACUUUGAAAAACUACAUUGGUUAAUCGAAAAGGAUUGGCUUGGUCCGGGAAGUAGAAUCAUUGUAACCACUAGAGAUGAACAUGUGUUAUGUCCAUCAAGAGCAGAUAAAAAAUAUAAGCUCAGAGAAUUGAAUCUUUGGGAGUCUCUUCGACUGUUUAGUUGGCAUGCUUUCAAAAUGACCAAUCCUAAAGAAGAUUACUUAGAGCUUUCGAUUGAAGCAGUGGCUUAUGCUGAAGGUAUUCCAUUAGCUCUUGUGGUUUGGGGUUCUUUUCUUAAAGAUAGAAGUGUUGUUGAAUGGAAAAGUGAAUUGGAAAGACUACGAAUAACUCCUGAUGACAAGAUUCAAAAAAUACUUAGAAUAAGUUUUGAUUCAUUGAAGAGUCCUACAAAUGACAUAUUCCUUGAUAUUGCAUGUUUCUUUGUCGGUAUGGACCAAGAAUAUGUUUUCAAAAUACUUGAUGGUUGUAAUUUCUUUCCAGGGAUUGGUAUCCCUAUUCUCAUUCAGAGGUCACUUGUUACAGUUGAUUUCCAAAAUAAGUUGAUGAUGCAUAAUCUGAUUCGAGAUAUGGGAAGGGAAAUUGUUCAUAAAGAAUCACCGAAACAUCCAAAAAAGCGAAGCAGAUUGUGGUUACAUGAGGAUGUCUUAAAUGUAUUGCAAAACCAUACGGGAUCAGAAACAAUCGAGGGUCUCAUUUUGAAUCUCCUUGUACUUGAAGAUAUACAUUUGAAAACUGAAGCAUUUACAAAUAUGAAGAAUUUGAGAUUGCUUGAAAUCAAUUCCGUACAUCUCACAGGAUCCUAUGAAUGCCUCUCUAAAGAGCUAAAAUGGCUUUGUUGGCAUAACUGCCCUCUGGAAUUUCUACCACCGAAUUUUCAUCUAGAGAACCUUGUUAUUCUUGACAUGCAGCAUAGUAAUGUCAAACAAGUUUGGAAGAAGAAGAAAAUAUUUAACAAGUUGAAAGUCCUUAAUCUCAGCAAUUCCGAAUAUCUCACCAAAUCACCAGACUUCUCACAAGUCCCACAACUGGAGAUACUAAUACUUGAGGGUUGCACAAGCUUGGUUCAGGUUCAUGAGUCCAUUGGAUAUCUCAAAAGACUUGUUUUGCUGAAUUUACGAGAAUGCAAGAAGCUUAGGAAUCUUCCAAGCAGCAUUUCUAACUUAGAAUCUCUUAAAACUCUUGUCUUGUCCAAGUGCUUUGUUCUUGAAAAGUUGCCGGAUUACUUGGGGAAUAUGAUGGCUUUAACUGAGCUACAUAUGGAGAACACUGCUAUUAAGCAACUACCAUCCUCCUUUAGCCUUCUGAAGAAUCUUGAAACUUUAUCAUUACGUGGAAGUAAAUGCCUCAUCGAAUUACCAAAGUUCUUUCAAACCUCACAUCUAAAGAAGCUAAUACUUGAAGGUUGUAUAAGCUUGGCUGAGGUUCCUGAGUCUAUUGGACUUCUAAAAAGAUUGAUUUACCUAAAUUUAGGUGGAUGCAAGAAGCUUAGAAAUCUUCCAAGUAGCAUUUCUAACUUAGAACUUCUUGAAAUUCUUGUGUUGUCUAAUUGCUUAGAACUUGACAAGUUACCGGAACAAUUGGGAAAUAUGAAGGCUUUAGAAAUUUUGCUGGCAGACAGAACUGCUAUUGAGCAACGACCAUCUUCCUUGGGUCUUAUGAGGAAUCCCACAAUUAUGCCGUUACUUGGAUGUGGAGUACCAUCCUCAUCACGGACAUCACCCGAAGGCUCCAAGCACAUAAGUUCAUUUUCUUCCAUUCUUGAAUUAUGUUAUUUGACAAACUUGAGAAAACUAGACCUUAGUGGGCGUAAUUUGUCUGAAGAUGAGUUUCCUAUUGAAUUUGGUCAUUUAUCUUCACUCAAUACAUUGGAUUUAUCUAGAAACAAUUUCCGUAACCUACCUAAGUGCAUCAGCUACCUUCCUGAAUUAUUGGAAUUGAAUUUGAAUGAGUGUAGUACUCUUCAAUCAAUCUCAGUCCCCUUAAUUGUACAGGAUUUCGGAAUUUUGAGAGCAAAUGACUGCAGAUCAUUGGAAAGAAUCUUAAUUUGGACAAACAAGAGUUUAGGAUCUUUGUCCCUUAAUAAUUGCCACAAACUGGUUGAGAUUCAAAGUACGAAGAGUUUACGAUCUGGAGCAUGUCUUCACAUGGGAAGGUGCAACAAUCUUUCACCCGCUUUCAGGGAGAGUGUUCUCAAGAUGAUCUGCAAGGCAGACUCCGGUUGUUCCCUUUGCCUCCCCGGAAGUGAGAUUCCAAAUUGGUUUAGCCAUCAAACAACCGGUUCUUCAAUAUCCUUUCAUGUACCUUCCUCUUGGGGUGGUAAAUUCGGCAAGUUGCUUCUUUGCGUUGUUUUUGCAGCAAACAAGGAAGCACGCAGGGACCUAUCUCGAGUGAGUAAUUUCCACUGGAAAGUACGUAAUAAAACUAGAACUCACGAAACCGACAUCGUCAUGGCGUCCACAGCUGAUCGCUGUUUUGGUAGCUGUGAAGAUCAAAUAUUUGUACAGGUGAUGGAAUUGGGGAAGAAAACUGGAGACGAAAUAGAGGUGUCCGUCGACGUCCCGGAUGAAGAGCUUAAGGGUGAAAUACAAGUGAAGAAGUGUGGAAUUCAUCUACUCGGUAAGAAGCCAAGUGUAAGGGAUACACGUGGAGACAAAAUAAUUUGUGGGAUCUCCUCCUUCAAUAUCCCGAUGCACGCAGGACUCAUGGAAAUACCAUUCGGUGAAUUAAUUCUUGAUCAGGAAAAUAUUGUAGAUGAAAGUGAAUUUGAUGCUUGGUGGCUACAGAUGAUGACGGGGUCUCAUCCAUCAGCAAAUUGACAGCACAAUUCCCCCCAAAUGAAGAUCUUUUUAUGCUUUUUUUCUUUUAUUUUUUUAUUUUAAUUGAAGGAGUGUUUGUUUUUUCUAAGCUAGUCGAAGGUGUACUUAUUAAUAAAUAAUGUUCACGUACGUUACUCGCAUGGCCUACCAAACUCUUAUCUUCUUUUGCUUGCA